Messenger RNA from Panicum hallii, 1485 nucleotides. Its product is annotated as type I inositol polyphosphate 5-phosphatase 5-like. Gene Ontology annotation, molecular function: inositol-polyphosphate 5-phosphatase activity; phosphatidylinositol-3,4,5-trisphosphate 5-phosphatase activity; phosphatidylinositol-4,5-bisphosphate 5-phosphatase activity. The coding region runs from base 1 to 1485 and encodes 494 amino acids. Gene Ontology annotation, biological process: phosphatidylinositol dephosphorylation. The record is from RefSeq and is a predicted model, not a curated record. NCBI's taxonomy places the organism in Eukaryota, Viridiplantae, Streptophyta, Magnoliopsida, Poales, Poaceae. The transcript has 7 exons.
AUGGAGGAAGAUCCACAGAGUCUGAGUGCAGCACGGGCGCGGUUGAAGAGCGCGAGCCUGAACUACGUGGAUUUGCCCAACAGGCAGAACGAUGAUACAUGCCAGUACCAGAUGUUUGUGGCUACCUGGAAUGUUGGAGGGAAGACUCCGAACAAUCGGCUUAACCUGCAGGAUUUUCUUCAAGUUGAAGAAUCCCCUGACAUUUACGUCUUGGGGUUUCAGGAAAUAGUUCCCCUGACGGCCGGCAACGUGCUGGUCGUGGAGGACAACGAGCCGGCAUCCCGGUGGCUGGCCAUCAUCCACCAGGCGCUCAACGAGCCCCAGGAGCAGCCCGACGACGACGACGACCCGCCUCCGCCGGAGCCGCCCGAAGGCCGGCGCCACCACCACCACCACCGCCGCCGCGACUCCUCGCUCUUCUUCCAGACGCCGUCGCUCAAGGUGCUCAGCAACAGCUACCGCGUCGACAGCGCGCUCGUCAAGACGUGCAACUGCUCCGCCGAGCCGUCCUCCAUGCGCCGCAAGGCGGCGGAGGUCCGCGCUUCCGUGUACCGCGCCGAGGCCGAGGCCGACGUGCCGUCCACGAGCGCCGCCGCCGGCGAGACGUCCACCAGCGGGUGCGGCGACGCCGAGGCGGACAACGCGGACGGCACCACGCCGACAUCGCAGUACGAGCCCGGCGGCUGCGGCGGCGGCGGCAUGAGCUACUGCCUGAUCGCGAGCAAGCAGAUGGUGGGGCUGUUCCUGUCGGUAUGGGUGAAGCGGGAGCUGGUGGAGCACAUCGGCCACCUCCGCGUGGACUGCGUCGGCAGGGGCAUCAUGGGCUGGCUCGGCAACAAGGGCUGCAUCGCCAUCAGCAUGACGCUGCACCGCAGCAGCCUCUGCUUCGUCUGCAGCCACCUGGCCUCCGGGGAGAAGGAGGGCGACGAGCUGCGCCGGAACGCCGACGUCGCCGAGAUCCUCAGGAGCGCGCACUUCCCGCGCGCAUGCAAGUCGCCGGCCAGCCACAGAAUCCCCGAGAGGAUUCUUGAGCACGACCGGAUCAUAUGGCUCGGCGAUCUGAACUAUCGAGUGUCGCUGAGCUACGAAGAGACGAGAACCUUGCUGGAGGAGAAUGAUUGGGACACUCUAUUGGAGAAAGAUCAGUUGAUGAUCGAGAGAGAAGCUGGAAGGGUGUUCCGAGGGUGGAAGGAAGGCAAGAUCAACUUCGCGCCGACGUACAAGUACACGCAGAACUCCGACGCCUACGCCGGCGAGACGGCCAAGUCCAAGAAGAAGCGGAGGACGCCCGCAUGGUGCGACCGGAUACUGUGGCACGGCGACGGCAUCGAGCAGCUGCAGUACCUGCGCGGCGAGUCGAGGUUCUCCGACCACCGGCCGGUCUGCGGCGUGUUCGCCGUCGAGGUGGACGCCGACGACGGGAGCAAGAUUAUGAGGAGCUACUACUCCGCGAACGCGCGGAUCGGGUAUGACAGGCCGGCGUAG